Molecule: messenger RNA, 369 nt
Organism: Anisakis simplex (herring worm)
Lineage: Eukaryota; Metazoa; Nematoda; Chromadorea; Rhabditida; Anisakidae
Source: the annotation of a GenBank genome assembly
AUGGAAGUGUCUCACUUUAGUUCACGUUUCCCAUAUAAAGUACCACCAACAUUCAAGGACAACCAUCUCCAUGUGAUGUCAAUUAAAGAAACUGACGAGUCUGGUUCUGAAGCAAUCGACAGUAAUCAACGAUUAGAUGAAGAAGAUGAUGAUGAUGAUGAAGAUGAAACGAUCGAAGGCGAUGAGGAUCUUAGGGUGCCGGCAGGUGUUAGACCAGAACCAAUUACACGAUUCAUGAAAAGGGUAACACUUAUUGCUGACCUACAUCCACUGACUCGAUCGUUACGUCUAGAUGGCAUACUUGAAACUGAGUUUUUCACAAAAAAACAUGAUACAUUAUAUCGUAAUUCAGUUUUUCGAUUGAGUUGA